CUGGACAGUCAUACCUGUAAAUCCUGUUUUGCUUGAUGAUUAGGUAGAAUGUACUCCAUUUCCUCUCCUAGUUUCUCCUAGUCUCUGUUGUGCUCCAUGGAUUAUCAUGCCACUUGGAGUAAAAAGAUUUUCAAAGCCCUCAGCAAGUUUUUGGAGUCAAGUGUGCUAAUAUUCAGUCAUAUGAUUAACAUUCUUGAUCCUUGGUGCUUGAUAUGACAUUUGGGAAGGAAUCAGUGUGUGGGUUUAGAUUUCUGAGAAACCUGGUACCUCUUUGUGGGCUGUUACUGGUCUUCGCCCUUUUGUAUAAUGAUCCAUUUCUAAUCCUGUGGUGGCCACAGGGACCUGCAGAGGAUGCUACAGUUUUACCUCUGGAUAUGGCCCCAGACUCCAUUGACGACAUGUAUGAUGGUUGUCGUUCUAAAUCCAUGUCUCUCAUCAACCUGUAUGGUGUGUUUGAGUGGCAUGUCAACAUAAACCUUAGCUAUGCUUGGGCUUUAUUUGAAAGAAAUGCAAAGAAACCUGUGCACAAACACCUGCAAGACGAUCAUGCCAAAUCUUUGUACAUAUUCACAAAACUGGAAAACAUCCGACAGAAUUUUGACAAAGCAGUGAAAACAGGAAAACACAAGUACAGCACAGGUGACUUUAGGUUUCAUUUUUUGUACUUUUACUUGACCGAUUCCAUUAGAGCUCUGAAUCAAAACCAUUCGGUGUGCAGAACCGUUUAUCUAAGGACCUGGAAAAGGUUUGACCAGAAUAUCAUCAAUGCAAACAUUCGCUUUGGAGCAUUUACUUGGGUGGUUUCAAGCAAACAAUCAUUUAAGGUCAAUGGCAAUGUUUCUUGUUUUGAGAUCCAAACAUGUUUCGGUGCUGACAUCACACAUUAUUCCAGCACAAAACAUAUGGGACAGGUGCUCAUUCCGACCUAUGAGGUUUUUAAAGUCACAGAUGUUCUGACAAAGGACCCGUGGUGCACCGUGGUCUACAAGCUUCAGAGCACCAAAAAACCAAAGACAGACCAAAACUGCAAACUGAGUCAAAUGCUAACAAAAUCCCUUUCAGUUGGAGGAUUAAUAAAUUGGCAUGGAGGCAAUACCAUGACCAUGUCAGUGUGUGCAGUACUGUUAUUGAUAAAUUCCUUCAUUCUAGUAAAAUACAAACAUAAAUGUUAUGUGGCUGUGGUGCUGGGUGCUAUGCUUGUGAUGAUAAUCGUCAUGUUAUUGUUGAUUUAGCCACAAUCUGUAUAAUAAACGCUUAUAUGGUAAUAAAAUAUUCCAACAAACUGAAAA
This is a messenger RNA of Girardinichthys multiradiatus, 1289 nucleotides long. Its product is annotated as ecto-ADP-ribosyltransferase 4-like. The transcript has 3 exons. NCBI's taxonomy places the organism in Eukaryota, Metazoa, Chordata, Actinopteri, Cyprinodontiformes, Goodeidae. Bases 213 to 1232 code for a protein of 339 amino acids. Gene Ontology annotation, molecular function: NAD+-protein-arginine ADP-ribosyltransferase activity; NAD+ poly-ADP-ribosyltransferase activity. The record is from RefSeq and is a predicted model, not a curated record.